UCUAACUUCUUUCGUUGAGCUAUUUCCGCUAUAAACAAAAAUAAUCAAGAUAUUUAUUUCAUUCAUGAUACUUUAAUUAUCAUGUAUGUCUCAGAUUCUAAUAUCUUCCCUUCAAAGGGGAUGAGAAUAAGGAUUUGCCAUAUGGAUGGACGUAACUAUGUGAUCGACCUGAACUCGAAUAUAAAGAUUGACGAACUAAAAAUAAUGUCUUUAAGUCACUUUAAUGACCCAGCAGAAAGCAUUAAAACUUCGUUGUAUCACAAGGUUUUACUCGUAAGAACUGGUCAGGUGUUAUCUGAAGAGAAAACGAUAUCAGAAGAAGGAGUCAAAGAAAAUGAUGAACUGAUGUUGCUGAAGAAAAGAUUGACACCCUCACCUUUAGAGAGUAAAGAUGGCCUGGUAAAUAAAGACGAAAGCAGGAAAGGACCAACAGCUGAAGAAAUUAAAGAAAUAACAGGAGAACUGUCAGCUACUAAAAGAGGACCUCAGCCUGAAGUGUCGAAUGAUGAUUUUCAUUCAGAGUUGCAAAAGAUUUUGGUAGCUUUGGUGGAGUUAUCACAGAAAUUGCUAUGUAUGAAUCCAGAUGUAUCUAAAUUAUUUAAAGGGGCUGAAGGUUUAUCAAAUGAGACAGAAGUAAAGGCUGAUGAAGAUUUAGUAAAACAACUAACAGACAUGGGUUUCUCUGUGUCCAAAGUAACCAAAGCUUUAGAACAAACAAAAAACUCUUUUAAUUCAGCAAUGGAAUGGCUUUUACAACAUGCAUUAGACCCUGAACCAGAAAAUACACAGGAGGAUCAGGUAGAAGGUGCCACAGGAAUAACUUUACCAGAAACCAUAAAGGAAGACACACAUCAAAGUAAUCUUCAGUCUCUACGAGCUCUAGGGAAGAAAGAAUUCAAACCUAAUCCUCAGGCCUUGUUAAAUCUUGUAGAGAUGGGAUUUGAUGAGGCAGAAGUUAUUGAAGCUUUAAAGGUUUCCAGGAAUGAACAGAAUGGUGCUUGUGAGUGGUUGCUAGGAGACAGAAAAACUAGAAUUGAGGAAAGUGAACCAGAAGGUUUAGAUUCAUCUAGUCAAAUGUACAAAGCUUUAGUGUCAAAUCCUAAUGUUCAGCUGGGCUUAAAUAAUCCAAGAUGUUUAUUAGCUAUGAUACAACUAUUAGAAAGCCCUUUAACCUUACACCAGUGGCUGAGUGACCCAGAAACUGGACCAUUUAUUGUUCAUAUUACAAGGAUAUACCAUUCUUGGAAAUAUUCUAGUGAAACUGACAACGAUGGACAAAUCAAAUAAUUUAUUGUUUAUAUCUGUGAUAUUGAUUUGUGAUACCUGUUAUUUAAAGUGCCUUAAUUAUUUAUUGAUAAUAAAAAAAAACAUAUUUGCUAA
Mytilus trossulus (common blue mussel) is the source of this 1380-nucleotide messenger RNA. RefSeq names its product ubiquitin-associated domain-containing protein 1-like. Gene Ontology annotation, molecular function: protein binding. The record is from RefSeq and is a predicted model, not a curated record. The coding region runs from base 82 to 1287 and encodes 401 amino acids. Gene Ontology annotation, cellular component: ubiquitin ligase complex. The transcript has 9 exons. NCBI's taxonomy places the organism in Eukaryota, Metazoa, Mollusca, Bivalvia, Mytilida, Mytilidae.